UGACCAAUCAGCGCGCGAGCUCCUCGGCACUUCCUCGAGGCCGCGUACCGAGCGGGAGCUGCGCGCGCGCGGGUCGGAAGUCUCAUUCCGAGAGGGGGAAAAAAAGAAAUAAAACAAUAAAACAACAAAAAACAAACACUGUCAAAACUUUGCGAAUAUGGAUCACUACACAAAAUAUUGAUCUGCGGACUGAUUAAGCAGCGCCAGGACUGAUAAAAAGCGCAUAUAAGGCGGAUUCAGGGGCGUUGGGGGAAGAGUUAGCCGCUAAUGCUAACGCACGAGACUAUUGAGAGUCUAGACUAACUCACUGAUUUAUGAUCUGACAGAUUUAAGCGCAAUCUCAACUAUAAACUGUACAAACUGAGGGGUUUAACACAGAGAAGUGACCGGAAAGCGUGUUAGCGGAGGUGUUUAGUCUUGUUUUCGGCGGCCGGUGGUUUUGAGGCCUGCUGUGUGAGGAGUUAGUUUCUCAGGUUAGAUAAACAGAGCCCUGGUUUAACUGUUAAACGCGCUAUUUAUCUCAUACACACGUGUCUGGAGAGGAGAUGUCGGCCCAGGCGCAGAUGCGGGCCAUGCUGGACCAGCUCAUGGGAACCAGCAGAGAUGGCGACACGAUGCGACAGAGGAUCAAGUUCACGGAUGAGCGUGUGUGUAAGAGUCAUCUUCUGGAGUCCUGUCCUCACGAUAUACUGUCUGGAACUCGCAUGGAUCUGGGCGAGUGUGUGAAGAUUCACGACCUGGCUCUGAGAGCGGAUUAUGAGAUCGCAGCUAAACAGCAGGAGUUUUUCUUUGAGCUGGAUGCCUCAGAGCACCUGCAGUCCUUCAUCGCAGACUGUGACCGAAGAACUGAACUGGCCAAGAAGCGUCUGGCCGAAACGCAGGAAGAAAUCAGCGCUGAAGUGGCAGCCAAGGCGGAGCGUGUGCACGAGCUGAACGAGGAGAUCGGGAAGCUGCUGGCGCGUGCGGAGCAACUGGGUGGCGAGGGGAACGUGGACGAGGCUCAACAGGUGCUGGAGAAGGUGGAGAAGACGCGCACCCUAAAGAAGGAGGCAGAGGACAUAUACCGCAACUCAAUGCCGGCCUCCAGCUUCCAGCAGCAGAAGCUGCGAGUGUGUGAGGUUUGCUCCGCCUACCUCGGCCUCCACGACAACGACCGCAGACUCGCCGACCACUUUGGAGGGAAACUACAUCUAGGGUUCAUCGAAAUCCGUGAGAAACUGGACAAACUGCGGAAAGCUGUGACGGAGAAACAGGAGCGCAUGCGCACGAAGAGGAGAGAGGAGCGCGACAGGGAAGAGGAGCGAGCCAGAGAGUGGGAGCUGGAGAAAGAGCGGGAGCGCGAGAGGGAGCGUGAGAGGGAGCGCGAGAGAGAGAGCGGGAGAGAGAGAGAACGCAGGAGGUCCAGAUCCAGGAGUGGCGAGCGAUAUCGGGAAGGAGGAAGCUCGUCCUCCCAUCGCUCUCGUCGGCACCGUGAGGAUGGAGAGCGGGAACGAGAGCGCGAGAGGAAACACAGACACAAAGACCGCCAUCGCUCUCGCUCCCACUCGCACAGGAGCAAAAGGAAGAGUACUGGCUCUGACGCGGAUUUCUCCAGGUCUUCCCACGCCAGAGACCCGGAACAGCCUGUCCCUCAGGAGCGGUGGCGGGAGACCCCCGCGGACGAGAGAUGGCGGGACAACGGGCGCCGCGACCCGGAGCGAGAACGCUCCCCGGCCUCCCCGGACGUCGGCCAGAUGGGGGAGCGGGAGCGGUCCGUGUCUCUGGAGCGGGACCAGCGCUCCAGCUCCGAGGAGAGAGAGUCCGGGGAGAUCUAGCACACGAGAACCAGACACUUUACAGCGAUCCCGUCGCGUCCUGCAGCCGGCAGUCGCCCACACUGAUCCGUCAAUACCUGAGUGACCGCUUCAUCCGGUUACUUACACAUCAGUAGAAGCUCGGCGGCUACAGAGAGGAAGCCAGUCGCAGAUGUGUGUGUGUGUGUGUGUGUGUGUGUGUGUGAGUGUGAGACCAGCAUCAUUAUUUGAGAUACAAACAACGCCUCAGACAGCAAGAGUUACGCACCGUGAUCUAGUCAGCAAAACCAAAAGAACAUUUGAUGGAAGUGUGUUUAGGGGAAGGAGUGUGUUUAGAAGUAGGUUAUUUUUUAUCUUGGAAAAUAAGGGCGGGCGGAUGAAGGAAACGCCUGCGGGAAUAUAAACCAACACUGAAGAUAACGUGUGUUUUUUUUUUUUUUUUUUUCAGCAUUUUAAACUGGUUAUUUUUCCCCUUUUUUAAUAAUUAAAGGUCGUUGAAUGGCUGAAAUGAUUUUGAUGUGGAUGUUAUUUUCUCAUGUUUCCCCCCCUCUGGUUUCAUUUUGUCAUGGAUUAUAAACUCGGCUGAACGGAGAUCUUUCUUAACCUGGUGAUUUUGAGUUUCAUCCCCCCCCACACACACACAUAAACCAGACCAAGUUUUCACACGUAACCGCACACGUUUAUAGCUCGGCUUUCCUUGUUUCUCAUGGUACCAGGAUGUUUCCGGAGUUUCUCUUUUCCCCUUUUUAUCACUCUUUGGUUUUGCGCUGUUGAGACGUUGUCUUGAAACUUCAUCUUGCCUUGUCAUUAUGCUAUGAAACAAUAAAUCUGUUGCUUUCGUUGUUUA
This is a messenger RNA of Pimephales promelas (fathead minnow), 2640 nucleotides long. RefSeq names its product putative RNA-binding protein Luc7-like 1. The record is from RefSeq and is a predicted model, not a curated record. Gene Ontology annotation, biological process: mRNA splice site recognition. NCBI's taxonomy places the organism in Eukaryota, Metazoa, Chordata, Actinopteri, Cypriniformes, Leuciscidae. Gene Ontology annotation, cellular component: U1 snRNP. Gene Ontology annotation, molecular function: mRNA binding.